Messenger RNA from Sitophilus oryzae (rice weevil), 1098 nucleotides. RefSeq lists its product as uncharacterized. The transcript has a single exon. NCBI's taxonomy places the organism in Eukaryota, Metazoa, Arthropoda, Insecta, Coleoptera, Curculionidae. Bases 1 to 1098 code for a protein of 365 amino acids. The record is from RefSeq and is a predicted model, not a curated record.
AUGACAUCUACGCAAUACGACGAAAAAAUGAAAUUACUGUUAAAUGAAGAAAAUACGUACAAGAAACUUAAUACUGAUCCUACAAAUGUUCUACAAAAAAAGAAUAACGACAUUAUUAAGCAAUGGGAGGAAAAAACUUACAUUUCCCCUAAUACAGCUAAAGCUUUAAAAAUAUUAAAUGCCCAGCCACCAAAAAUAUAUGGCCUACCAAAACUCCAUAAAGCAGGUAUACCUAUGCGACCAAUUGUUUCUUGUGUACAGUCACCUCUACAUAAACUGUCCAAGUUUUUAAAAGAUAUCCUUCAAAAAGUAACUGGUACUACAAAUUCAUAUAUUAAAGACUCAUGGGAUUUCAAAAACAAAAUUAAAGAUGUACAACUUCCGAGCAAUUAUACAUUAAUAUCUUUAGACGUCGUUUCUCUCUACACAAAUAUACCAAUUAAAUUGGCACUAGAUAUUGUCGAAAAAAGAUGGAAUGAAAUUGAAGAAUUUACAGAUAUUCCUAUACAAGAUUUUAAACAAGCAGUAGAAUUAUGUCUUACCUCCACUUAUUUUAUGUACGAACAACAAGUGUACAAACAAAUCGAAGGGUGUGCAAUGGGCUCGCCAAUCUCAAGCGUUAUUGCACAAAUGGUUCUAGAAGAUCUAGAAGACUCAAUAAUACCAAAUCUUAAUUUUUCUAUUCCGUUUUAUUAUCGGUAUGUUGAUGACGUUAUUACUGCAGUACCAAAUGAUAAAUGCAACUCUAUACUAACGUCCUUCAAUAGUUAUAACCAUAAACUACAAUUCACUAUCGAGAAAGAGACAGAUAACAAAAUCAACUUUCUCGAUAUGACAUUACAUCACAGUGAUAAUAAAGUUUUAACAGAAUGGUAUACAAAAAAUACAUGGUCCGGCAGAUACUUAAAUUUCCACUCUCAACAUCACAUAUCCCAAAAAAAAUCUGUGGUUAUUGGCUUGACAGACCGAGCUUUAAUCCUUAGUGAUCCUCCAUACAGAUUAAAUGCCUUAAAAAAAAUCAAAGAAGUUUUAAUGAAGAAUAGCUAUCCGGAAAAAUUAAUAAAUGGUAUCAUAAAAUCUAGGAAAAAAAACUAUUAG